CCAGACGGACGCCAUGAGGCUGCUGGCCCUCCCGGGACUGCUGUGCGCCUUGGUGGCCGCGUCCCCCGACCCCAAGUGGCCCGAGCCCGUGUUCGGGCGCCUGGCGUCCCCCGGCUUCCCGGAGCCCUACGCCAACAACCAGGAGCGGCGCUGGGCCCUGGAGGCCCCGCCCGGCUACCGCCUGCGCCUCUACUUCACCCACUUCCACCUGGAGCUCUCCUACCGCUGCGAGUACGACUUCGUCAAGCUGAGUGCAGGGACGAAGGCGCUGGCCACGCUGUGCGGCUGGGAGAGCACGGACACCGAGCGGGCGCCGGGCAACCACAGCUUCUCCUCCCCCGGCCCCCGGCUGGAGGUCGCCUUCCGCUCCGACUACUCCAACGAGCAGCCCUUCACGGGCUUCGAGGCCUUCUACGCCGCCGAGGACAUCGACGAGUGCCACGAGCCGCCCGGAGACGCCCCGCCCUGCGACCACCACUGCCACAACCACCUGGGAGGCUUCUACUGCUCCUGCCGCGCCGGCUACGCCCUCCACCGGGACGGGCGCACCUGCUCAGCCCUGUGCUCCGGCCAGGUUCUCACGGAGAGGUCUGGGGAGCUCAGCAGCCCCGAGUACCCAGAGCCGUACCCCAAACUCUCCAGCUGCGACUACAGCAUCCGCCUGGACGAGGGUCUCCGCAUCGCCCUGGACUUCGUGGGCUCCUUUGACGUGGAAGCGCACCCCGAAGUCCAGUGCCCCUAUGACUUCCUCAAGAUUCAGGCAGGCAGCAGGGAGUACGGCCCAUUCUGUGGGACCACGCCGCCCCCCAGAAUCGAAACUCAGAGCAACACUGCCACCAUCACCUUCGUCACCGACGACUCCGGGGACCACACGGGCUGGAAGAUCCGCUACACGAGCACCGCUCAGCGGUGCCCCGAUCCAAGGGCGCCACCUAACGGCCGCAUCUCGCCAGUGCAGUCCCAGUACGUCCUGAAGGACAGCUUCUCCGUCUUCUGUGAUACUGGCUUCGAGCUUCUGCAGGGUUCGCUGCCCCUGAAGUCGUUUGCCGCGGUGUGUCAGAGAGACGGGACGUGGGACCGGCCCAUGCCCCAGUGCAGCGUCGUGGACUGCGGUCCCCCUGACGAGCUGCCCAAUGGCCGAGUGGACUACAUCACCGGGCCCGAGGUGACCAGCUACCAGGCUGCGGUGCGGUACCGCUGCGCGGAGCCCUUCUACAGCAUCAACAGCAACGACAGCAAAUACGUGUGCGAGGCUGAUGGAUUCUGGACGAGCUCCAGGGGCGAGAAAUCCCUGCCGAGCUGCGAGCCGGUGUGCGGCCUGUCGGCGCGCGCGGCGCGGGCCCCGGGCGGCCGCAUCGUCGGCGGGCGGGCCGCGCGGCCGGGCGACUUCCCGUGGCAGGUGCUGCUGCGGGGCGCGGGCGGCACGGCGGCCGGCGCGCUGCUGGGCGACCGCUGGGUCCUGACGGCCGCGCACGCCGUGUUCGAGCUCCGGGACGACGCGCCGGGCCUGGACGUGCGCCUGGGGGCCCUGCGGCGGCUCGACCCGCAGGCCGUGCGCGCCCGCGCCCAGGCCGUGCUCGUGCACCCGGGCUACGCGCACGGCGCGGGCUUCGACCACGACGUCGCGCUGGUGAGGCUGCGGGACCCCGUGGCGCUGGGCCGCAGCGUGGCGCCCAUCUGCCUGCCGGGCCGCGCGGCGGGCGCCCUGGCCGGCGCGGGCGCCGUGGGCUCGGUGGCCGGCUGGGGGCUCACGCGGCGCGGCUUCCUGGCCGGGAGCCUCCUGUACGUGGACGUGCCGGUGGCCGACCCGCGGGCCUGCGCGGCCGCCUACGAGCAGCGGCCGGGGCCGCGGGUCACGUCCAACAUGCUGUGCGCGGGGCUGGAGGCGGGCGGCCGGGACAGCUGCCGGGGCGACAGCGGCGGCGCCCUGGCCUUCCUGGACGAGGGGGCGCGGCGCUGGGUGGCGGGCGGGAUCGUGUCCUGGGGCUCCGUCCAGUGCGGGGAGGCGGGUCAGUACGGCGUCUACACCAAGGUCGCCAACUACGUCCCCUGGAUCGAGGACAGCAUCGCCAACUUCUCCGCACGGCCGCAGCCGGGAAAGGACGGUUUCUAG
This is a messenger RNA of Perognathus longimembris pacificus (Pacific pocket mouse), 2113 nucleotides long. RefSeq names its product MBL associated serine protease 2 (gene Masp2). Bases 14 to 2113 code for a protein of 699 amino acids. Gene Ontology annotation, cellular component: extracellular region. Lineage: Eukaryota; Metazoa; Chordata; Mammalia; Rodentia; Heteromyidae. Gene Ontology annotation, molecular function: calcium ion binding; serine-type endopeptidase activity. The transcript has 11 exons. The record is from RefSeq and is a predicted model, not a curated record. Gene Ontology annotation, biological process: proteolysis; complement activation, lectin pathway.